Messenger RNA from Megalops cyprinoides (Indo-Pacific tarpon), 1125 nucleotides. RefSeq names its product gastrin-releasing peptide receptor (gene grpr). The transcript has 3 exons. The coding region runs from base 1 to 1125 and encodes 374 amino acids. The record is from RefSeq and is a predicted model, not a curated record. Gene Ontology annotation, biological process: G protein-coupled receptor signaling pathway. NCBI's taxonomy places the organism in Eukaryota, Metazoa, Chordata, Actinopteri, Elopiformes, Megalopidae. Gene Ontology annotation, molecular function: G protein-coupled peptide receptor activity. Gene Ontology annotation, cellular component: membrane.
AUGACGAAUAAAUUAGCUUCCAAUGUUUCCUGGACUUACAGUAACCACACUCCCUCAGCCGCCGAAAAUCCCGUGUGGUAUCCUGGGAUUGUCAUUGCCGCCGUUUAUGGAUUUAUUAUACUCGUUGGACUUGUCGGCAACAUCACGCUUAUCAAGACAUUCUGCAGCGUGACGUCCAUGAGAACGGUUCCUAACUUGUUCAUGUCAAGCCUCGCGCUUGGGGACUUGCUCCUGCUUGUCACCUGCGCGCCGGUGGAUGCCAGCAGGUAUUUAGUGGACAAGUGGCUCUUCGGCAGAGUGGGCUGCAAACUCAUACCAUUCAUCCAGCUCACUUCGGUCGGAGUGUCCGUGUUCACGCUGACAGCGUUGUCUGCAGAUAGGUAUAAAGCAAUUGUGAAACCAAUGGACAUACAGACCUCCAACGCCACAGCAAAAAUAUGUAUCAGGGCUGCAAUGAUCUGGAUAUUUUCCAUGACUCUUGCCAUUCCUGAGGCUGUCUUUUCAGAUCUUCACACUUUCAGUGUUGCCCAGACCAAUGAGACAUUUGUUACAUGCGCCCCCUACCCUCAUGCUGGUGACCUGCACCCCAAGAUCCAUUCCAUGGCCUCCUUCCUCAUAUUCUAUGUCAUACCUCUCUUCGUCAUAUCCGUCUACUACUUUUUCAUUGCCAGGAGUUUGAUCAGAAGUGCCUGCAAUAUACCCGUGGAAGGUAACAUGCACAUCAGAAGACAGAUCGAGUCGAGGAAGAGGCUGGCAAAGAUGGUCCUGGUGUUCGUGGGCCUGUUCGCCGUGUGCUGGCUGCCCAACCAUGUGAUCUACCUGUACCGCUCCUACCACUACUCACAGGUGGACACCUCGCUGCUGCACUUCGUCUCCAGCGUGUGCGCCCGCAUGCUGGCCUUCACCAACUCCUGCGUCAACCCCUUCGCCCUGUACCUGCUCAGCCGGAGCUUCCAGAAGCAGUUCCAGAGGCAGCUGUGCUGCUGCUGCCCGCCGCUGACGCCGCAGUCCCAGUCGCGCGGGCGGAGCACCGUCCGCAUGACGUCGCUGAAGAGCACCCACCACUCUUUGGCAAGCUUCAGCCUGAUCAACGGCAACCACAUAUGCCACGAGGGGUGCGUGUAG